AUGUCGACGGCGAUCGUUUACGAGGGCGUGCCAGGUGCUCAAGGCACUCUGUUCCAAGGGAAGAAGUUCUUCGUCACGCAGCGUGUGCCCGACAGAACAACGAUCUUGGACCUAAUCAAACAAAAUGGGGGGAAAAUCGUCAAACUGGACAAGCAUGCCGACUUGGUGAUCGCAGACCACGUCAGAAGAGACUGUCCUCCAGACUCGCUAUCGUGGAAUUUCAUCAAGGAUUCUGUCCAGUACGGCGCUAUGCAGGAAGAAGACAAGUACCAGAUCAACCAAUCGCCUAUGGCUGCUCGUCCUGUUGGGUCAACGAAGCCUGCCAAAGGUACUCGGACCCCCUUCACAAAUGCCGACGACGCAGAGCUUACCAGGUGGGUGCUCUCACAUACCAAGACGAGCGGAAAUGACAUAUAUCAAAAAUUCGAGCAAAUUAACAAUCGUCACACGUGGCAUUCUUGGAGAGAUCGAUGGGUGAAAAAGCUGAAGCUAUUACCUUAUGAUGCCCAGCGCAAGUUGGCUGAUUCUGCUCCACCCGAGUCACAAUCCCCGACAGUGUCUCUGCUCGAUGCGCCUCGAACCGGGCGGAGAGCUCAGCCCGCGUCAGACGCUGCCACUGCAUCAGCUUCUCGGCAUGACGGCCCUCAAACUACACGGUCACUCAGACCUGCUGCGAGACAAGCAGGCGCACAUCCGCAGGUGACUGAGGCAACUAGGAAUAGGUUCACCAAGGAAGACGAUGAACUAUUGUUGCGCAGCGUUUCAGAGCUCGAACAGCGGGGCGGCAGGAUCUCCAGUGGUAUUUUCCAAGAUCUGGCCAAGAAGUAUCCCCGUCAUACAUCCACUUCGUGGCAGAAGCACUGGGCAGAGUCGGAGCGGCGCUUGAGACAGUCUUUUGUUAAAGCCGAACCCAUGUCUGACCUACGAUCUCCAGGCGCUAGACCAGCCCCUGGUAAUGUUGGUCACGAUUCUGCGUCUGACCGGAAUGAGAGAGACCCUGAGCGCGCGGUGAGUACCAAUGUCGGCAGCAACAAACACACCAACAAGCCAUCAUCUGCACCCAUUGUAGAGGAAACUAUCGUAGUUGGGAGUACUCAACUGCCCGACCCAGAGAGAUUAGAAGAAGGACACGACGACGAAGGAGCGGAGUCCCAAGAUUUGACAAGAGAACAGUUCUACAAGCGACUUGAGGACUACCGGAAUCUCAUAAAACAGGACCCAAAUGCUAACGUAUCCGGUCGUCCUGUUGAUCUUUGGCUUUUGUGGAGUACCGUUCGGAAUGUCUAUGCCCGAGGCGGGAUUGAACUCGACUGGGAAGACAUAACGGAGGAACUGGGUUUCCCUCGCGACAGUUCUCGACACCUUAAGGAGUGUUACAACGAGCACGCCGAAGGCUUUUUCAGCACCUUGGACGAUGGUGAUGAUGACGAUGACGACGGUUCGGGCGAUGAAGAAAUCGUCGACCAAGGGGGAGCACAUGCCGAAGAGAGAAGACGGCCGCGUACAGAGACUGAAGCUGAUGCUGGAACGGAUGAUGAGAUCCUCAUUGCACUUCCGACCAACACGCCUGGCGCCUCGAGAAAGAGAUCCGCCAUUCAAAUGGACGGCCUUAGUGCUCCAUCUACUCCAAACGGACGCAAAAAGCGGCAUCGUCUGGGCCCGAAUGACGAAGUGCCUCCCACUCCCGAAGAGAAGAUUGGACUUGCCGGCAUGAGUGGGCUUGAUAUCAGUCCAUCACUAAGCGGAAAGGAACCCGCAAGCACUUCCGCAGGCAGACCCGAAUCUAGAGAAACCGAGGUCCAAAGGGGGCCCAGAGCCCGGCAUGUGGAGCCCGAGACGCAAGACUUUGGCUUCGAUGACGAAGACCAUGAACGGGCGGAUUCUCAGCAUGACAGCUUCGACAUAUCUCCCUCUCAGCAGCUUUUUGAUGACUUGGCGGCGGCAACGCCGCUUCCCUCGUCCCUUCAAAAUAAUGGCUUUCAGUCCUGUCGACAGCCGGGCGACUCUACCCGCGACAGAUCUCAAUUUUCAGCUGGAGCUGAAGAAGUCAUUCAUGCGGGAGGUGAAGAUGUCCAGCCCGAAUCACAAGGCGUUGAGAAAAUAGCCCAGCUUGACGGGUUCAUUGAAAGCUUUGAAGGGUUUGGCUAUCCUCGCGAGGAUGUACUUACCGCGCUCAUCUCGACGUCCAUAUGCAUGCCGUUGGCUACUGCUGUUUUGAAGCAUAUGAAACAGCACAAAUCUAUACCCAGAGAUUGGGAAGGGGUCUGGACGGAGGAAGACGACAGACGACUGAAGCGCGUUGAUCGCAAAAUUUCAGAGUCAAAAGACGACUCGGAACGCACAAAGCUGAAGAAGUCGUGGGACUUUUUGGUGAGAAAGCAUACCCAGAAGCGGAUUGAACAAAGGAGAGAGUUUCUUGACUACCUGGGCGAAGCGGAAGGAAUGCUAUGA
Messenger RNA from Colletotrichum siamense, 2451 nucleotides. RefSeq lists its product as uncharacterized. The coding region runs from base 1 to 2451 and encodes 816 amino acids. Gene Ontology annotation, biological process: regulation of DNA-templated transcription; telomere maintenance via telomere lengthening. Gene Ontology annotation, cellular component: shelterin complex. Gene Ontology annotation, molecular function: telomeric repeat DNA binding. The transcript has 4 exons. Lineage: Eukaryota; Fungi; Ascomycota; Sordariomycetes; Glomerellales; Glomerellaceae. The record is from RefSeq and is a predicted model, not a curated record.